AUGGACCUAAUUAACCUUAGGAAUUCGACUCUCUAUUAUGCUGCAGGCAUGAUGGCUCUCAACCCGAUUGCAUGGAAUAUAUUAGCACAAGUUGAAUACCGAUGGCACCUGGUCUCUACUCUCUUCGGAAACCAGAAAAAAGUGGCCUGUUUUGCAACAGCUCUCCUAAUCCUCUUUUUAAACGCAAUCAGGACUACACUCUUCCAUCAAGCAAUUGAUGAGCAACCUAAGCUCGCUCAUGACUCCUUUUUUACAGAUAUUCUUGCUUAUCUUUUGAUAGGAAUUGGACAAAUGUUUGUGUGGACUUCGUUCUACAGGCUUGGAUUUUUUGCCACCUUUUUGGGAGAUUAUUUUGGGAUUUUUACACUUUCUGAGCCUGUCACUGCAUUCCCUUACUCAGUGUGUGGGGAUCCUAUGUAUUGGGGGUCUUCUAUUUCUUAUUUAGGUUAUGCAGUGUUGGAGAGAAGUAUGACUGGGCUUGUUUUGACUGUGGUGAUAUGCAUAAUAUAUUACUUAGCCAUUCUUGUAGAAUCUCGCAUGCUUUAUAUAAUUUACUCAGAGAAGAACAAGAAAGGUAAUUAG
Molecule: messenger RNA, 582 nt
Organism: Blepharisma stoltei
Lineage: Eukaryota; Ciliophora; Heterotrichea; Heterotrichida; Blepharismidae
Source: the annotation of a GenBank genome assembly